Messenger RNA from Schizosaccharomyces japonicus yFS275, 489 nucleotides. RefSeq lists its product as hypothetical. The transcript has 2 exons. NCBI's taxonomy places the organism in Eukaryota, Fungi, Ascomycota, Schizosaccharomycetes, Schizosaccharomycetales, Schizosaccharomycetaceae. The coding region runs from base 123 to 386 and encodes 87 amino acids. The record is from RefSeq and is a predicted model, not a curated record.
CCGUAAUCCAAGCGUGAGAUCAUGUUGAAGUAAAUGCAGCCACCACCAUUAAAAUAUUAUAGACGGGGAGGAGUAUACUUUUAGAAUUAGCCGUAGCUGUUCAUCGAAACAUAAUAAACUUAAUGCCCAACGAUAUGUCUGAAUCCAACAACAAAAAAGCUUCGAAAGAAGCGGGAAACAAGGCCCAGGAAGAAGGCAAACUGACGCCGGAACAGUGGGCCAAUUUCAACAGACAAUUUGGAAAGUCUAGUCCUCUUCAGCAUAUUACGCCUCCGUCAAUGCCUUAUACAAGACCUUUCUCUCAAGGCGGUCGGGCUAAUCGUGAUAAAAUUGAUCCCAAGGCAAAGCUUGAUAUCACGGCGAGCCAUGCUGAUGACGAUGACUAAACUCAAAGUGGAAAGAGCAUCUCGCAACUUGUUUUUUCGUAGCGUAUUCUAUUGAGUAAACCAAAUCCAUUUCUUCCGUAAUGAAUUCAUGUUCUCUGAAGUU